CAAUAAUAGAGCCGAAGGAGGAGAAGGAGAAGGAGAGCAGCUCGAGACCAAACAAAUGCGAAAUCUGACCGCUCGGGCCAAACGCGGAUUUACACGCAGCACAUUUUAUAGGAAUGGCAUGUCUCAUGGCAGCCUUUUCAUUCAACAACACCACAGUUACCAACUCCAUCAUAAUGAAUACAAAUGGACCUCCUGAUCUCAUGCUUGACCCCAGAACCGUGUGUGUUUCCAUUGAUGAAAUGAUGUCCAACCAUGUCAGCAGUCAACAAACACCACUGUUACAUGCACACCUGAAAAAAGUGGAGAACAAUCUGACCGAGGCGCAGAGGUUCUCAUACCUGCCUCGCAGACCCGCAGUCAACAUCGAAUUCAAAGACCUCUCGUAUUCCGUUCCUGAAGGACCAUGGUGGAGGAAAAAAGGUUACAAGACCCUUCUGAAAGGGAUCUCUGGGAACUUCACCGGUGGAGCUUUGGUGGCCAUCAUGGGACCCUCUGGGGCUGGGAAAUCUACACUAAUGAACAUUCUAGCAGGUUACAGGGAAACCGGCAUGAAGGGGGAGAUCCUGAUUAACGGGCAUCCAAGAGAUCUGCGCUCUUUCAGGAAAGUGUCCUGCUACAUCAUGCAGGAUGACAUGCUCCUCCCGCACCUCACUGUGCAGGAAGCCAUGAUGGUAUCAGCUAAUCUCAAACUCCAGGAAAAGGAUGAAGGCAGACGUGAAAUGGUUCGGGAAAUCUUGACGGCUCUUGGCUUAUUGGAAUGUGCCAAAACACGCACAUCGCACCUCUCUGGAGGCCAGAGGAAGCGUUUGGCCAUCGCCCUGGAGCUGGUCAACAACCCGCCUGUCAUGUUCUUUGAUGAGCCCACCAGUGGCCUGGACUCGUCCUCCUGCUUUCAGGUGGUGUCUCUGAUGAAGGCUCUCGCUCAGGGUGGAAGAACCGUCAUCUGCACAAUACACCAGCCCAGCGCUAAAGUCUUCGAGCUCUUCGACAAGCUUUAUGUCCUCAGUCAAGGCCAGUGUAUUUACAGAGGAAAAGUGUCAAGUUUAAUCCCGUAUCUGCGAGAUCUGGGACUCAGCUGUCCCACAUAUCACAACCCUGCAGACUUCAUAAUGGAGGUGGCGUCUGGUGAAUACGGUGAUCAGACAGCUCGUCUGGUGAAAGCUGUGCAGGAGCACAAGUGCGAGAAAGACUACAAAACUGAAAUGAAUGGCAACGGAGUCCACAAUCCAUUCCUGUGGCAUAGACCAUCCGAUGAGGACUCUUCAUCUUCAGAGGGAUGCCACAGCUUCUCUGCCAGCUGUUUGACGCAGUUCUGCAUCCUCUUCAAGAGAACUUUCCUCAGCAUCAUGAGAGAUUCGGUGUUGACUCACUUGCGGAUCAUGUCUCAUCUUGGCAUCGGGAUUCUGAUCGGGCUUUUGUAUCUGGGCAUCGGCAACGAGGCCAAGAAAGUCCUCAGCAACUCCGGCUUCCUGUUCUUUUCCAUGCUGUUCCUCAUGUUUGCAGCUUUGAUGCCCACCGUUCUCACCUUUCCACUUGAGAUGGGUGUGUUUUUGAGAGAGCAUCUAAAUUACUGGUACAGUCUGAAGGCUUACUACUUAGCCAAAACAAUGGCGGACGUCCCGUUUCAGAUUGUGUUUCCAGUGGCGUACUGCAGUAUAGUGUACUGGAUGACAUCACAGCCUUCAGACGCGGUUCGCUUCAUUCUUUUCCUGGCUUUAGGGACGCUCACGUCACUGGUUGCACAGUCACUUGGGCUACUUAUCGGAGCAGCAUCCACAUCUUUACAGGUGGCAACUUUUGUGGGUCCUGUUACAGCCAUCCCGGUGCUGCUGUUUUCAGGCUUUUUUGUCAGUUUUGACACCAUCCCAAAAUACCUCCAAUGGAUAUCGUACAUAUCUUAUGUCAGGUAUGGUUUUGAAGGGGUAAUUCUGUCCAUCUACGGGCUGGACCGUGAGGACCUGCACUGCGACAAAGACGAAACCUGCCACUUUCAGAAGUCUGAAGCCAUUCUGAAGGAGCUGGACGUUGAGGACGCAAAGCUCUACAUGGACUUCAUUGUCCUGGGCAUCUUCUUUAUUUCACUCCGUCUGAUCGCCUACUUCGUCCUCCGAUACAAGAUCAGUGCUGAGAGGUAGACACUUGAAGGAUGUGAUGGAGAAAGAGUACUGCUGAGACUUUCUUGCCCAGGCAGGGCCAGGCUGAGGAAGCCAAAGCAAAGAGGGUUCGUCCCUCCAAAACAACCAUCGCCAUGUUUUCCCUCACAGGACCAAAACCUGGGCUGAACUUGAAGUCACAGUAUGUAGCUGCCCAGCUUUUAUGCGUGCUUUUUUAAAGAAACAAAGAGCGUAGAACGCAACCAAACAUCUGCAUGGAUAGAUUAAGAAACAUGGGGGGCACUCCGAUGAAACUCAUAGACGCUGAUGGUGAGACAUAUUCACUGGAGAAGUUCUGACUUUGGAUAAAUAAAGGUAAUGUGCUAGUCUCUGUAAUCCUUUUGGAGAGCUGGAAACUUUUGUCUUUCGCCCUUGUGAAAAAGAAGUGUGCUUAUCUGUGUUAAAUGUGCUCUUUUUGUAUAGUUUUAUACUUGUAGCUAAUAUUAUUUUAAUAACGAUAAAGCCCACACUUUAAGGUGUACAUGACUGCAUCUCUUGGAACACUCCAGUUUAUUUUGGAAAUAUGAUUAUUUUACAACUCCUCUAGAGUUAGACAGUUGAGUUUGACUAUUUUUGAAUCCAUCCAGCCGAUUUCUAGACACUUUUAGCUUAGCUAAGCAUAAAUCACAAAAUCAGAUUAGACCGUUAGCCUCUUGCUUAAAAAUGAUUUUUUUUGAUCAUUUAUGGUAUGUAGUAUGGCAAUAAAUGUCAUGUAAAAUGGCAUUUAAACUCACGUUAUUAGCAUUUAACCCUGAAUAAAGCACAUGAGGUGUACCUGAGGUGAUCAAUAUCAGUUUGUCCUGUUGUUUAGCUGCAAGAAAUAAAAGCUAUUUCUAAAAUAAAAUAAAUAAAACAUCAAGUGUUGGUUAGGACAAAAGAUCAGCUUUAAUGUAAAAAAUAUUCCUUCUAUCGCGUGCCGUUGCUUUUAUUUAGAAUAUGACUGAUAGUCAGGCACACUACCGUCAGUGUCCUCAAUCUUGCAACCUGCACUUGUGUGUGUUUUGAACCAACAGUGCAAUACCUACUUCAACCACUGGGUGUCAAACUUACAUACUGCAUCUUAAUUUUUAGAUAGUUGGACUAAAAACAAGACAAAAUCUGUUUCUAAAAGUAAAAAAAA
Danio rerio (zebrafish) is the source of this 3273-nucleotide messenger RNA. It is a transcript of the gene abcg1, whose product is annotated as ATP binding cassette subfamily G member 1. Lineage: Eukaryota; Metazoa; Chordata; Actinopteri; Cypriniformes; Danionidae. Gene Ontology annotation, molecular function: nucleotide binding; ATP hydrolysis activity; ATP binding. The record is from RefSeq and is marked provisional. Gene Ontology annotation, cellular component: endomembrane system; plasma membrane; membrane. Gene Ontology annotation, biological process: cholesterol efflux.